Messenger RNA from Echinococcus granulosus, 2922 nucleotides. RefSeq names its product mRNA turnover protein. The coding region runs from base 1 to 2922 and encodes 973 amino acids. Gene Ontology annotation, cellular component: preribosome, large subunit precursor; nucleolus. The record is from RefSeq and is a predicted model, not a curated record. The transcript has 11 exons. Gene Ontology annotation, molecular function: calcium ion binding; RNA binding; protein binding. Lineage: Eukaryota; Metazoa; Platyhelminthes; Cestoda; Cyclophyllidea; Taeniidae. Gene Ontology annotation, biological process: nuclear-transcribed mRNA catabolic process; ribosomal large subunit biogenesis; ribosomal large subunit assembly.
AUGGCGCCGUUGAAUUCUGAACUUGUUUUGGAUAAGCUUUCUCCCGAAGAACUAAUAGCAAAGGGUAAGCGAGAGAUGCUAUGUUCCCAAAUAUCAAAUGCUGUUGAGUGCUUCCAGAUGGCUUGCCAAUUACUCGCCGAGAAAAAUGGUGACCUGCACGAUGACUUGGCGAUCCCAAAUUUGUUAUAUGGGACGGCUCUGUUGGAGCUUUCGAGAUCUGAAAAUAAUAUUCUGGGAGAAAGCAUGAAAGAACGUGCCGAGUCUAUGGACUCGACAGAGGAUAGUAGUGAUGAUGAAGGAGACUGUGAAAAGAAUAUUAAAGGUGAACUAAAGCAAGCUAACGUCGAAAAAGGCGUUGGUGUUAAUGAAGUCGGGGAUGCUGGGACAUCUAGUGUAGAAAAAUCCACUGCGUCCGGAGAAACGACUUUUUCUCCACCAGAAGGGUCAGAGGAUUUAGGAGAUGAAGAUAUAUCCACUCUACAACUAGCUUGGGAAGUCGUUGAAGUUGCUAGAAAGUUAUUUCUGAGACAUGAGGAUGCUGAGCAUCAGUUGAGGGCUUCCGAUUGCCUAGAAAAACUGGCAGAAAUCGGGCAGGAAAUCGGGAACCACCAACAAGCAGUGUCAGAUCUGUUGGAAUGCCUGAAAAUACGGUCGAUACACGCUCCUAAUAAUGAUCGCCUUAUUGCAGAAACCCACUUUCAAUUAGCUGUCUCCUAUUCUCAAGUAGGAAAUGUGAUUUCUUCGGAUGCUUCGUUUGUCGAUGCAUUGAGGCGCCUAGAGGGAUGUAAGUUGAAGUUGGAGUUGCAGUUGAGUGCAGUGAAUGAAGAAGGUGAAGGUGAUGGGAGUAAGAUUAAUCAAUUGGAAAUGCAAAUUAGAGAGGUCGUCGGACUCAUUGGCGAGGUAUCUGAACGCCGAAAGGAGGGUUCUCAGUCUAUACAAUCGGUUGAAGAGCCUCAGGCAACGCAUGUGCACAAAGAUGUUCCCAUUGGUGAUAUUAGUCAUCUGAUUAAGAAAAAAAGGCGGAUCAGUGGUGAGAAUGCUCGACAAGUCCCGGAAAAAAGCCUGUCAGCUUCAGUCAACAAUUGUGAUCUAUGUCGCAAUGUCUUCGAAAAAUACCGCUCCGCUUUUUAUGACAUUGAUCCUGACAUAAGUCUUGGAGGUGGGAAUACUGAUUGGGAAGAAAAGUUCAUUGGAAAAUAUGCUUUUAGUGAACUUCAUGCCUUUGAGACCAUGGAAAAGACUCUGAAGGCUCUGAAUGAUCGCGAGGCUCAAUUCCUUUCUGAAAUUGAAGGUGAAGUUGAAGAUUUUUGGGUCGACUACUUAAAGACGGGUCUGUCGAAUCUUGAUGACGUCAUCGAUGUGUUCUGCAUUGAAAAGUUAAAACUCUGUUGUCCGUGGAAUAAAUUUGGUGAGAAGUGUUCCAACUGUGAUCCGUGCAUUGUUGAAAAUGGCCAUUGCGAUGGGAAUGGCACUCGAAAUGGCACUGGGAUAUGUCUCUGUCGAAUCGGAUUUAGCGGGAAAUCGUGCGACAAAUGUGACAACCUGACCCAUUUUCAAUCUUCCUUUGAGAAUGGAAGUAUUUCUUGCAGUACAUGUCAUCCGUCUUGCGCUGGCGGUUGUUCAGAUGCGACCUCUGCUUCCUGCAUUUCCUGUGCUAAGGGUUUCACUGAUAUUGAAAAAGAUGGCCACAGAAUUUGUGUUGACAUUGAUGAGUGCGCAGGUGAUGGUUCUCUUUGCAAAGUGGGGACUUUUUGCGUAAACUCGGAGGGUUCCUUUUCAUGUGUUAAAUGUCCAAAGGAAUGUCUUGCCUGCACAAAUCCUUCUACAUGUCUGUCCUGUUUAUCUGGUUACACCUUGACAGGCACUAGAUGUGUGGACGUCGACGAGUGCUCUUUGCCUGAUGUGUGCUCUGGACUUCAUCAGCGCUGUGUGAACAAGCCGGGAUCCUAUCUUUGUGUGUGCGAAGAGGGCUAUCGGUUGAAGCAAGGCGGUUUUAGUGAGGCGAAAAUUAGGUCCGUGGAAGGCGGUGAAGUCACUUCAUUGGCACUAGGGGGGCAGGUGAGGUGGCAGGUGUCGUUGAAGCUUAGCGUCCGCAGCGAUCCAUUGUAUAGCUGCAAUACAAUGCCCAUUUCAAAGCGCGACAAGAGAAGUAUGUCGUUUUGCUGUCUUCACCAUUCUCCUGUAGUUUCACUGACGAAAACCGACAAAAAAGUUGGGAACAAGUCUGCGCUUGUCAACAAGAUCCAAUCACUUGUCUCCAACUACAAGUACAUCUAUGUAAUUACAUUUGAGAACCCACGAAACGCUAGACUCGCGGAAAUUCGUCAGGAGCUACCGAGCAGUGUGUUGCUAUUCGGCAAGAACAAGGUUAUCGCAGUCGCCUUCGGUCGGGACGCGACUACUCAGCUAAAACCGGGUCUGCAUAAACUCAAAAAAUAUGUUAAGGGUCAGUGUGCUCUUCUCUUCAGCAACAUGGAACUUGAUGAACUUCGUCAAGUUUUUAAUCAAUUCAGAAGUCAGGACUAUGCACGAGCUGGUAGCGUUGCUGCACAAACUGUAACUCUGGGAGCUGGUCCUGUGCCCAAAUUCUCCCACACCCUCGAACCUUCUCUGCGCCAGCUAGGUUUGCCAGUCAAACUGGUUCGGGGCAUUAUUAAUCUCGAAGACGACUACCUCGUGUGUAACAUAGGUCAGGCACUCACACCGGAGCAGUGCAGAAUUCUGAAAUACUUCGAGACUCAGACCUCAGAGUUUCGAGUGAAUAUUGUGGCUCGGUGGAAGGCAGAAAAUGGUAGUGUGGAGAACCUAUCCAUCAGGGAUGCAGAAAAUGUGGUUACUUCCCUCUAUCCAAAAGUUAGGGUCACAUGCCAAACGAUCGAAGCCGGAUCGCACUGUUUCAUUCCUGAACCUAUGGAGGUCUAG